CUGUGAUUACCGAGAAGCUUGCUCUUACUUAUCUCUUGGGUUUCUCAUGAACAAAAGUAAAGUAAGUUUCUUUUUUCAAUUUUAGUUUUUUCUACAAAAAAGUUUGGAUUUUUUCUUUAAAGAAGUUAGGGUUUAUCCGUUUUUUUCUGUGAGUAAUCAAUCUAGCAUGUGGAGGCAUGUUUCCAGUGAAUGGCAAUCACUGAGUGAAGGUUGUGAAGUUGAAAUCUUUUAUAAAAACAAUGGCACUGACGGCGUUUGGUACAAAGCCAUUAUCGAGUCAAAACCGCUAAGUGAAGAACUCUGUGUUCGGUUGUUUAAAGAUUUCUCUUUGACUCCUAGCGAACUAAAAGACAAUGACAAAGAUUUCUCUUUUGACUCCUCUUAGCGAACUUAAAGAUUUCUCUUUUCUAUUGUUUUGGAUACUUUGGGUGUGAAAGAAUAAUGAAAGACUUUAACUUUUUUGUUAGUUCUUGUGGCGGUUAGCUAAAGCGCCUAUGUUUAGUCCUGGAACAACGGUGGAAGUGAGUUCUAAGAUAAAUAACAAAGAAGUCGUUUGGGUUCCUGCAGUGGUUAUUAAAGAGUUUAAGGAAGAUGAUGAGUAUAAGUAUAUUGUCAGGGUUUAUGAUAAGUCCUUCAGCUGCAAGGGUAAUAAGGCUGCAAGACUCAACAAAACCGUUGAUUUGUGUAGUCUUAGGCCUACACCGCCUUCUAUUUCGGUUGAAGAGUAUCAAUUAAAGGAAUACGUAGAGGUGUUUCAUGAUGGUAUGGGAUGGCGUCAAGGACGAGUGAUGAAAAUUCAAGAACGAGUGAUGUUAAGUCAAGGACGAGUGAUGGUAAGUCAAGGACGAGUGAUGGGAAAUCUCUCUCAGAAAUGUUAUAUAGUGCUGUUAGAGGCUACAAAGAAGCAAAUAUCAUUCAAACAGUCAGAUCUUAGGCCUUUGCAGGUGUGGGAAGAUGGUGUUUGGAAGACAAGGGAAUCGUCGUUAACUCAGGGAUCAGGAGAUGAGACCAGUGAUUCUGUGAGGAAUGCAAAUGAAUCUGAUCCACCGGUAACUCCACGUCCGGGCAUAACUACACCACCGUUGAAACAAAUAGAGGCUGAAACUCAAAGAAAGACACUUCCGAGGAAUCAGAAUGCUUCAGUGAACGAUUCAACACGAGAGAAUGAAAAUAGUGAAGAUAUUAAUCGAAAAAGGAAAAGAGAAGAAAGCCUUUGUUCUGAUGCUAGUGUUGAGGACACAACAAUGACUUUGCCAUUUGAAAAGAAGUUGUCAAUUUGGAAGACACUUGAAUCAGUGGAGACAGUCCCACAAAGUCCUCAUUUCAGCCCGUUGGUUGAGACUAGAGAAGAUUGCCGUGAAAUGUCUGCGGUUGGGAUGAUGCUCACCUUUCCUUGUUUACUUGAGGAAGUCAAAUCUCUGCAACACGACAAUUCCAUAAGCUCAUUGAUAAGCCUCAGUAAUAACUUUUGCGAGCUAGAGAAACACGGGUUCAAUGUAAAGGCACCUCAGUCACGGAUCAGUAAGCUGUUGUCUCUUAGAGGUAAGCAAUCAAUGAAAAUGGAUGAACUCAAAGGUGCUGAGAAAGUGACUGCAGAAAAAGAGAGCAUAAAGAUUGAGAACGAACGCAAGAUUCUAGAGCUGCAGAGGCUGAAUGAGGAGGUAGAUAAAGAGAUAGCUCAGAGUAAGUCAUGUGCAGCGAAGAUUGUCCAACAACUUGAAGAUGUGGAACUUCAGUUUCAAACAACUGCAUCGGCUCCAUGGUAAAAAAAAGUUUAGUGACUUCUAAUCUAAUCUCUAUUUUGCACUUAGACAUAAUAUGUAAUUGAAAAGACUUCGUUGCCUUCUCCCCUUUUGAUGAUGAAUGGAUUGUUAUUAGUCUGGUUUUUUUUGUCCCAAGAGGUUUAAAACUUGUGACCGUUAGGAAACACUAAAUUUUGUCCAAAA
Arabidopsis thaliana (thale cress) is the source of this 1946-nucleotide messenger RNA. RefSeq names its product agenet domain protein (DOMAIN OF UNKNOWN FUNCTION 724 9) (gene DUF9). The record is from RefSeq and is marked reviewed. NCBI's taxonomy places the organism in Eukaryota, Viridiplantae, Streptophyta, Magnoliopsida, Brassicales, Brassicaceae. The transcript has 4 exons. The coding region runs from base 495 to 1766 and encodes 423 amino acids. Gene Ontology annotation, cellular component: nucleus.